Acanthochromis polyacanthus (spiny chromis) is the source of this 12688-nucleotide messenger RNA. RefSeq lists its product as uncharacterized. Lineage: Eukaryota; Metazoa; Chordata; Actinopteri; Pomacentridae. The record is from RefSeq and is a predicted model, not a curated record. Bases 3213 to 5207 code for a protein of 664 amino acids. Gene Ontology annotation, molecular function: protein dimerization activity. The transcript is spliced from 2 exons.
CCAGAUGUGAUGAACAUGAUCAGUCAGUGUAGAUCAGUAGUUCAGUUCUUCAGAUGUUCUCCAGAACAUUCUCAUUAUUCUCAGUGUUCCACUUGUUUAUUUCAAACAUCACAUGUCAGCUGUGUUUAGUCUCAGAUGUUCUUCAGAUGUUUCAAACGCUGUGAAAAUGUAGGUUUUUCAUUUGCUUGUGUUUAAAGCUGUUAAAUUAAUAACUGUUUUCUGUUUCAUUCUAAUAUUUGGUCAUCUGACAGUUUUUUCUUUUGUGUUUCUUCCUUUGGCUGAAGGAGGAAACAUGCAGAUCUACUGAAACACAUGAAGAACUGUAGAUGUUCUUGUCCAGAUUUUGUCACAGCAUCACUUUAUCACAUGUUGGAGGUUCAGACAGUUUUCAGUGAACACACUAAAGUUAUUUUUACACGAGGAGCUUCUGAAAGCAGAUUUUAUUCACUCCUGUUCAGAGUUUAAAAUAUGAUCUGAAUCAUUUUGUAAAUUCUGGGAGAACAGCUUGAAUGGACUUGUGGUAUUUUUAUUUGGAGUCUCAAUUUAUUUAUUUUUUGCAUAAGUUUUUAUUCAUCUCAAAGAUUGAUAAGUUGUUUUGCAGUGCGAGAAAGUUCAACAGAUAAUUCCUCUCAUUUAAACUGAGUAUCUAAGUUCAGCUGAAGCAGCUCCUUUGGUCACACAUGACAAUGAUGAGAUAAUAUUGGUGCUGAAAUAGUGAUUUGGUUUCUCAGAUAGAGAAUAAUCCAGAGAUCAGUGAAGUGAUUCAGUCACUUGUCCAACAGUUUCUAUCUAAAGCUUGUUAACGUGAACAUGAGACUCCAUAACUACUGAUUAUACAGAGACUGUGGCUGCAAAGUGUGUAAAACUGAGUCAUGGAGAAUUUUAUUGAUCUGAACUCAGCUGUUUAUUUUAUAACAAAAUGUGUUUUUGUUUUUUUUAUAGAAAACAAACACAAACAUAACGUGCAGAACAAAAACAAAACAAAAAUAGCUCAGGUGGGACAAGACAAUAAAUUCCAGAUCAGACAGGAGUUUACAUCGGCAGGCUAGGCCAGUUUAGGAAAUCCUGAUAGUAUGGGAGAAGACAGUGUAGGUCCAAUAUAUGUUAAGUACGGUUCCCAGACUUUAUGGAAAGUGUCCACUGUUGAGUGCAACAUACAGGUAAUAUAUUCAUUAGGGAUACAGUUCAUUUGGAGAUUGUGCCACGAUUUCUUUGUUGGGGUGGCGUCCUUGCUCCAACAGAGCAGAAUGUUCUUCCUUGCAGCAAAAGUCAGUAAUUUGAAGAGACUUUUAUGCUUACUGUUGGUAAUAUGAACAUCGAGGAGACCGAGUAUGAGGCACAUAAGGUCCAGCAGUAGUGACUUACCAAAAAUAGUGGAGAGUUCAUUUGUAAUAUCUCGCCAAUACCACUGUAGUUUAGCAUGACCAGAAACAGUGGACAUAAUCACCAGUCUCAGUAUUACAUUUCCAACACAAUGAGGAGCAGUGAGAGUCUGGUUUGUUUUUGAGAACAGGUUUGAUAUGGACACGAUGUAGAAUUCAAAACUGAAUAGAUCUGGCCUGGUUGCAAACAGAUAUAUCCACAGCAUGUGCCCAUACCUCCUGUCAGGCUGCACCGUCUAUAGAGAUGUCCAGGUCUCUCUCCCAAGCUUCCUUGGUGGGCUGGGCGGUUGGAGGUAGAUUGGAAAUAAGUGCCUCAUUGAAAAUAGUAAUAUGUUUCUUCCUAAUCUAAGCUUCCUAAUCACAUAGGAAUUAUUCACAAAUAAAAGGUUAAGCACCGGACAUUUGGACUGAGAGGGUUCUACAUCAAGCCAAAUGGAGGCUGGAUCUUGUUUAAGCCAGUCAGCUAUCACCCGUAGGUGAGCUGCAAGCUGAUAUAGUCUCACAUUAGGAACAUCUAAACCACCAUCAGAAGCAGCCAUUUGAAGUUUUGUCAUCUUGAGUCUGGGUCUCCUUUUGCUGCAAAUAAAAGCACUUAGCCAGCCUUCCAACACCUUAAUAACCCUGUUUGAUAAAAGAAUAGGGAUCAUUUGCAGUGGGUAAAGCAAUCUGGGUAGAAUGUUCAUUUACAGUUGUUCAGCUGUUCAUUUUAAAGAGGGAAGUCGUGUUCCAGAGUUUUUAUGUCUUUACUCAUAUUCAGUUUCUCACAGGUUAUCAGAGCAGAAUGGUAGAAGUCAGACUGUUUCCAGAAAUCUGAUUCACUCAAAGCUCAGAGUUGUGUUUUAAUGCUACAAACCCUGAUAAUGUGUUUGUGAUGACUUUAUGAUGGAAAUGAUUCAGCUAUGUUGGUUUGUUCUUUGUGUUUCUGCUGAACAAGUUUCUCAGAAUCUCAAAAAAGAACGUUGAGGACAAAAGUUGACUCAGUCGUCUGUCGUCACAUCAGAAUAUUUCCUGAUGUUCAUAUUAAUGAUGUUCAGGUGUGAUGUUGUCCAGUGAUCAGUUUGAUUUGUGUAGCGUUUGACAGCAGACUGUAAAUGUUGAGUGAUGGAGGUGAAGCUGACAGCAGCAGGUCCACAGCAGAGACAUCAUCAUCUUUCUUCUGGAACUGUUGAUACAAAACCAACAAGCAGUAAAGUCUCAGUAAAAACAGACAGAAAAUGUUCUUCUGAUCCAGAUGUUCUUCUGAGCAGGGGCGCUGAAAAGGGGGGAAAAGGGGGAAGGAUUCUAGGGGUCCAUCAUUAACAGGGUCCCAGAAAGGCCCCUGAUAAAAUUAUAAUACUGACAAAAUGAAUAUGGCACUAUCUUGUUAAUUUAUAAUCACAAAUAAAUAUUAUUUACAAUGCGCUGGUAACACUAAGUUUAUUUGUUUUGGAAACAUUUCUCAAGGGCCCCCCCUCCCUUUUUACUAAAAUGGUUCAGUCCUACUGAAUCCACUGAACUGCUGCGCGCCACGGUGCCAGUGUUGCCAAGUCCGCUUAUUAUAAGCGACUUUGGGCUUGUUUUUUUGUAAAGUCGCUUGCAAAUCUCGUCAGUCGCGGGUUGCGGGUUUUUGGGCUUGUUUUCUAAAGUGUAGUCGCUUAUUUGGGCUUGCUUUGCUGCCUGCACAAACCGCUCCUGAUUCUCUCCCAGUUCUCCACAACAAAGCGAAACACGAUAGUUUGUCCUUUUCCAGGAUCCGUCCACUCCUCCGUUUCUCAGUUACCGCUCCCACCCACACUCAAACAUAGACAGCAACAUCUGAGAGUGACACACGGAGGGAGAGAGAGACAGACAAUGAGCGGGAAAAAGUGGUGCAGAUAUGGUAAAAAAUAUAAUAAAGAGUGGGAGAAAGAAACCUCUUUGAAAGACUGGAUACGACCACAGGUGGGAGAUAGUUCGAAGGCGUUCUGCCGAUAUUGUAAAUGUGAGAUACGUGCUCACCAUGCUGAUUUAAUGCAGCAUGCCGGCACCGAAAAACACAAAAAAAACUCUGCACUUUUCUCGUCAAUGAGACUUACGGACAUUGGUUUCACCACCUCCAAACAAAACGAGACAACAAAGACAAAUGAACUGAAGAUAGCCACGUACAUAGCCUGCCACACAUCCAUCAGUGCUGUGGAUCAUCUUAGUGAAUUAGUUGGAUCGACCUCAACUGAAAAAGAACUCAAAAUACACCGGACCAAAUGCACUGCAUUAAUCAAUAAUGUCAUUGCCCCAUGCAUGUUCAGAGACUUAAUGAGUGAUAUUGGAGAUGCCCAGUAUUCCCUUGUAAUAGAUGAAAGCACAGAUAUCACAUCUGUCAAGCAGCUGUGUGUGGUAAUCCGCUACUUCAGUGUUAAACGGAACAAAAUUGUGUCAACCUUUUUGGGGAUGAUUAAUUUGGAUGGUGAAACAGCAGAGGCUAUUGCUUCCACUUUGACCAGUUUUCUACAGAGCGUUGGGCUGGAUAUGAAAAAAUGCAUGGGCUUAGGUACAGAUGGCUGCAGUGUUAUGGUGGGGAAAAGAAAUUCUGUGUACACACACCUGCUCCAGAAAAACCCAAAUCUUCAGCUGCUCAAGUGUGUGUGCCAUUCAAUACAGCUGUGUGUAAGCAAGGCAGUUGAGACACUCCCUCGCAACCUUGAAUACUUGGUUUCUCAUUCUCACAACUGGUUUUCACACAGUGCCCUUCGCCGCCGCGAAUAUGCAAAGAUCUACAGCCUUAUCAAUCCAGGUGAAGUCCCUUUGAUACUUACACAGAUGUCAGGUACACGAUGGCUUUCAAUCCAUGACUGCUGUUCACGCAUACUCCAGCAGUGGGAUGAACUAAAGCUUCACUUUCAGCAAAGCAAAGAUCAGCAAAGAUGUUAUGAUGCUGAAAUUCUGCACCAGAUGUACAGUGAUCCCAUGAACAAACUGUACCUUCUGUUUCUCAUGCCAUUUCUGCAAGAGUUCAACAGGAUCAACAAGCUGUUUCAGCAGGACAGGGGUAAUCCAUUCAAAAUGCUGGAAUGCUUGCUGCUUUUCUUUCGCUCCCUCAUCUCCAGAGUGGUGAGGCCUGAUAAAAUCCCUACAUCAGACGAACAACUGCUUGCAAUCAAUUUCACAGACCAGACUGUUUUGUUACCUGUGGGUGCCAUUUGUUUUGGGCUCACCUUCACAAUUGCGCUCGAGGAGGCAAAAGUUGAGAGUACAAGUGAGAGAAAUAUGAAGAGCAGGUGCCGUGACUUCUUGGUGGAAGCAUGCAGACAAGUGCAAAAGAGACUUCCAACUAAUAUCCAGAUAUGGAAAUCUAUGACUGAGUUCAGUCUAGCUGUCAUUCUGUCACAAGCAAAACAACAACUCAGGUCACUGUCAAUUCUGAAACUGUACUCCGGCGAUCUUACAGCUCUUGACACCCAGUAUCAGGCUGUUACAUACCACCCAUGGACAAACAAGGAGGACACCCAGGCAGAGGCAUUUUGGGUUGAAGUGCUCAGUUACAAAGACAGCAGUGGAGACCAGGCUUUCAAAGAACUUGCCCUCUUUGCUCUGUCAUUGCUUGCAAUGCCUUUAAGCAAUGCUGAUGUAGAACGAGUAUUUUCACAAAUGAACCUGGUCAAGUCCAAACUGAGGAACAGAAUGGGACAAGACACACUCAGCAGCAUACUCCACAUAAAGUAUGGACUGAGAAGGCAAGGUAUAUGCUGCAAAGACUUCAUCCCAAGCAAGGAGAUGCUCCAGCGCUUUAACUGUCACAUGUACUCUGUGGGAGGAACAUCAGGCAGCAGAGAGACAGAUGCAAACGAAGACAGUGAUGAUGGAUUGUAGUGAAGAGGAACAGACCUGAUGGUGAAGCAAGGAAGACAAGGACAGGAGAAAGUUUUAUAUUUGUUUUGAGUUUUACACUAGGCCUGUUUGAGAUGGCUCAGAGUUUUAAAAAAAAACACUUAGGUUUCUCAAAGUUUACUAUCAGUUUGCUGUAGUUUAUGCACAAUGCAUAUGUCUUCUAUUUUAAUCACAGUUUAAAUUUUUAAGUUAUUAAGUUAUUUAAGUUUUCAUGUUGACUGUUUACAGUCAGUUUACUGCGGUUUAUAUGCAUGUCUUAUUUUAAUUCCAGUUUAAACAUUUAAGUUAUUUAAAGUUUUUAUGUUGACCGUUUACUGUCAAUUGGCUGUAGUUUAUGCAUAAUGCAUAUGUCUUAUUUUAAUCCCAGUUUAAACAUUUAAGUUAUUUAAAAUUAUUACGUUGACUGUUGACUGUCAAUUUGUUGCAUAACAAAUAAAUGUAUAUAUUUAUACUCUUAUCAAGAAGCCUGCAUUUACAUGAUGUGGCGGUUCAGCUAUUGGGCUUGUUUUGGGCUUGUUUCCAAAGAGCUGGUUGCUUGUUUCUAUCACGAGAUCUGGCAACACUGCACGGUGCUUCAGUCAGACUGAGUAGGGUGACGACAGUAUGCCUCAGAAGUCAGGUAGUCAGAAACAAAAAGAAAUAAAGAUAAGGCAGGAAAGAGAGGCCAGUUUUUCAAAAAACAAGGUGGGUUUGGUUCAUGUGGUGGAAAGUUCUGGAACAUUAGCCUGUUGUUGUUUCUACUCUAUCUUAACUUUGUGAUUUUUAAGCUAGCUCACUUUUCUCCCCAUAUUAGUUCAUAUUUUUGAAGAAAACGCUGGAAUUUUAUAUUUCACUGUUCACUUUUAGCAAGCUGCCCAUAUUUAAUCAGCCCCCCCACCUCUCACCUGUGUCAAAAUGAUGCAUGUUUGAACAGACACGUCAAAUGCAGCAGCAGCUGCUGUCUAUGAGGCCUGUGAGCACUGUUGCCAACUCCUCAGUAAGGAAAGUCGCUGUUGGCUGUCCUAAAACUCGCUCGAAGUCGCUAAAUGACGUCAUCGCCUAUUUUGCAUAUUUCCCAGUUUGCAUGUAAUUGUAAUCAACGUUGUAGGAGAGAGGAAUAAUGUUGUGGAAGAGACCAAAAAGUGAGUAUAAAACACCCAAAAUAUGUUUUUUCACUAGAGGCUAAAUGCUGUGGUUUAUUUUAGCAUGACAGUGAAGAAACAUUUUUCUUUAUAUGGCUCCAUAAGUCUGGAUGGGAUCUGUAGUGACUUUGCGCAUGCGCGAUUCAUCUGCCGUCUGGCUGCAGCGUGAUGUGGGUCUCCCCCUCCCCUCCCAGGGACUGCUGCAGGGUUACUGGACUGACAGCCUGUGCUCUGGGAGGGGGAGAAGCUCACAGCAGCACCUGCUGCUUGUUGAAAACAGUAACUGCAGAAUGAGCCGAGUUUUCCUAUCAGAGUCUCCAAAACGGCAGAAAAAGUCGCUAGAUUUGUCGCGAGUCGCUUUUGACAAAAAAAAGUCGCUAGGAGCUUUGAAAAGUCGCUAGAUUUAGCAAGAAAGUCACAGUCAAAUACACUGCCUGUGAACCCCCUACCCCUGAACAAGCCCCAGUACCCACAACUGAGGAAGGAGGUGAGCAACUGCAGCCGCCAGAAGAAAAGGCGAAGAUUCCAUGAUGAGACCUCUGAAGAAGAGAGGUCUCAGGAGAGUGCAGAAACUGUGUUUCGGAACACUGUGUUUUUUACUGCUAUGGACAGUAUCAUAAGUGACUUGGGAACUAGGUUCCAGACCACAGCAAAUAUUGUAAAUGAAUUUUCUGCUGUUCUGAAAGUUGGGCAGAUUAGUGAGGACAAAAUCUCUUCUCUGUGCCAACCAUUGAUCACAAAGUAUUCUGGUGAUCUUACACCUGAUUUUGAAAAUGAAGUAAGACACCUUAACAGUGUAUACGCUUCCAAUUUCCUCCCGAACUUGUCCACUCUUGAACUCCUGAAUGCUAUUUGUAAGCUGCAGCUCAAAGCAUCUUUGGAGAAGUGUGUAUUGCUUUGCGUAUAUUUUGCACACUGCCAGUUAGUGUUGCAGGUGGUGAGAGAGCUUUCAGCAAGCUAAAAAUGAUUUAAAAAAACUACUUUAGGUCCAAAAUGUCACAGGAAAGGCUCUGCAGUCUUGCCAUGCUGUCCAUCGAAAGUCAUUUGGCUAGAAAGCUGGACUUCAAAGACCUGAUCAAUGAUUUUGCUACUGAGAAGGCUCGGCGUUGGGCUCUUGGUUAGAAAGGUUGAGCAAGGGCCAGUUGUAAAUAUAUAUUGUAAAUAUGUGUGCAAGAGGAAGCUUGGCUGAGCAAGGUUGUAUCUGGCCUGUUAUGUUUUUUCUUUAUGAAUGGACCUACUUUGUUUACUUAGUUUAACAUCUCCAGCUGAUUUUAUUAUUGUGCUUGUUGUAUGAUUCUAUAGAUGGUGAUGAGAACUCAUAAAAGGCAGUUGGCUUUUUGUAUUUUAUUUAUUUAUUUUAUCUGUUUCUUCACAGAUGAUAGUUGCAAUUUAUUUAAUGGAAGAGGUUAUUUUAUGUUCAAGUUUUGUAUUAUUCAGGUAUGUAAUUUAAUUUGGGGAAAUUUUAUGCUGAAGAAUGAGAAUCAGUCUUGCAGUAAAUAAAUGAAACAUUGUAUUCAGAGUGUUCAGUGCUUCCCCUACCAAGUAACUGUCACAUUUUCCUUUUCACUGUUACGAUCCAACCUCUAGGGGCUGGCUGGAUGCAACAAAAUAACCAGAUGUUAUUGGUUCAGGUUAAGGGAUUUAUUGCUUAGUAGUAAAAGGGAACGUAAAAGUGACAAUAAACACAGGACUGGUGGAUGUUGCUAAAACAAAGAACGGAAUAAAACAUAACCAAGGCUAACAGAGUUUGAAACUAAGCUAAACACAAAGAAAACAACUAAACUCCCUAGCCAAACUGAACUACAGAAGCAACACCCACCACCAGGAACAAAAACUAAUACAAAAGGUGUACAAAACAAACUAAACAAAACUGGUGCCUCUGAAACUGGUGUACAUACUGAGCAUAGUUUACAAAAGCUCAACAUACAUAGUGGUUUCUACACAGAGUUGGCAAACUACCAAAGUGGAGCCUCAGUCUCCACACUAAACUAAAGCUGCCAACAAAAAGGUCAGAAUGGUCCGGAGCACAGCCGCAAAUGCUUCCAAACCGAAAGACCACACAGAACCACACAGAACCACACAAAAGAGCUACAGUGCUAAGAGGCACCAGGGUGGACUGGUCAAAGUACCAGCCACCAAGACUAAUGGCGUGGUGGGGCUUUAUAGUCAACAGUGUGGUGCUUGGCUGCCCCCGAUUGGUCCGGGGAGGAGGAGCUGGAGGGUGGUCCAAUCCGGAUGGCCGGAGGGCGGGGAGAACCAGACGGAAGUGCAGGUUGUCAUCAGCUUCAUCAUGAGCUGAAACGGCUGGCAGCUGGGGCUCCAAAAGACUGCAACAAGCCACAGCUGCACCCACACACAAAUUUCUCCCAAACAAAAGGCCCAACAAAGCACCACCUCAAAAUGAACGGCACACCAAUACUGGUGGCCGUAACAUCACAAAUAUGGGAAAUAAUAGUCAAAAAUAUCAUUAAAAUGCACAGUUUUAUGUAAACAGCACAAAAUAUUUUCGCCGGCCUUAUGUCCGGCGCUACGGGGGCCCAGUAAAAUUUCUUUUCAUGGGGUCCAAACGCCCUGGUGGCUCCCCUGUUUCUGAGAACUUUGUGAAGUCAGAUGUGGGAUCAGAUCACACUGACAGACUGUGGACAGUAUGGAGGCCUGAACAUAACUCCGUCUUCUAUCCUCCAUCUGCAGAUUCAACAUUUACAUUUUAUGUACAGUUGAAACCAGAAGUUUACAUACACUGAUUAAAAAACACCUUACUUUUCCCCCCCACUGUCUGACUUUAAAUCAGACUAAACUUUUCCUGUUUCAGGUCACUGAGAAUAACCAAAAUUAUUUAUUUUUUGCUCAGUGCUAGAAUAAUGAGGGAGAAUUUUUUGGGGAGAAUUUUUAAUUACUUUCUUCAAAGUCAGAUGUUUAUGUACACUAAGAUUACUUAUGCCUUUAAACUAUAUUGGAAUGCCCAGAUGAUGAUGUCAUGGCUUUGAAAGCUUUUGAUAGGUUCAUAGACAACAUUUUAAUUCAUUGGAGGCCACCUGUGGAUGUAUUUUAAGGCACACUUCAAACAAAAUGCUUCCGUGUGUGUCAUCAUGGGAAAAUCUAAAGGGUUCUGUGUCCCAGAUAUGAAUGUGUUUGGGUGUGUAAUGUGUGUAUCAACUCCAGAAGAAAAGCUGAAGACCCUCUGAAGAUGCUGGAUGAAGCUAGUAAGACAGUGUCAUUAUCCACAGUGUAAUGAGUCCUGUACCCACAUGGACUGAAAGGCUACUCCACAAGGAAGAAGUCAUUACUACAAAAGGAACAUAAAAAAAACUCAGAUUACAGUUUGCAAAUGCACACAGGAACUGUCAAGUGGGGCCUAGUUAUUUGAGAUCCCAGGAGCAACCACCACCUAAAUACAAGCUUUAAGCAAACCAAUGAAAAGUUAAAAUGAGAAACUAUAUAAGUUAACCACAUGAUUAUGCUUAUGCUUGAUGCAAGAAUGAUUUUAAUAGGCUGAUAUAUAUUCUGGAAAUGAUGAUUGCUAUAGAAGAGAAUGAUUUAAAAUAAGUUAUUUGAUCAUGCUAAGAAAAAUGAUUUAAAGAAGUGAUUCAGUGUAACUAAGUGAGUUUUGAAUGGAAGUAAUCUGUGCUGUUCUGAGCUGUAUGCAGACAGGAUGGGAAAAGCAGAAGUCUCCUCAGAAAUGAGGAACUUGGAGUUUCCACAGGAUGACAGGAUGGGCUCAGGCCUACAUUGUCAUGACAACUGAAGUGUGUGUAACAAGUGGAUGUGUUAACAGAAAAGAUGGAAAGAAUGAUGUAUGCGUGAUAGGAAGAAGGUUGUGUCUUAAACCUAUGAAUUAAUUACCUGGGCGUACCUAUUAGUUAGAAUUGUGUGUGAAAAUGUGUAUGUGCUGAGCUGAAGUCGAGCUAGGGUAUAAAACCCAGAGACACAGACACUGAAUUGGGAGUUCUCCCCCGGAGGGGAGAGAUGCUGCUCGCCGGAGCUGCCGGAGAGCAUCGCCAAAGUUCUGAAGAGUCGACACCGGACCCUUUUGCCCAAGAGACGUGAAGACAACGCAGGACUUAGGCUCCAGAGUUCGCUGAGAACAUUGUUGGAAGCAAAGUUGUUCUAACUUUGUUCAACAAGCGAGGACCACACUCUGCUGAAAGGAGAGUCCUGAGAGGUCUGCAGUUUUCCAAAGAGAUGAAGAGAAGACAGCACCCAUGGCAUCCAGAGAGGCACAGGAGGCAGCAGCAGAGGGCUGCUCCACUCCAGGGGCUGGAGGACCCAGUGACCCACCACAGCCUGAUGAGACGGGGGCUUUCCACCACCACCAUCCGACUGAGAAGACAGCUGAGACGCCCGCACUUGUGUUCCAGCUGCUACUAAAGAUAACUGCCAGACCAACGAUUGGCUAUCGGGACCUCUCCACUCCCCCUGCCUAUGAAGAACACCCUCUGCCCACAAAGAAGACUUUGUACCGAGUCUGCUGGUCCACGGAGGAGUUCAACGAGAUGCAGGACAAGACCGAGUGAUACGGUAGUGGCCACGCUGUUCGCUCUCUCUCCUAAAUUUAAUAAUUAGAGAAGAUUGUCAGGUACGCUCAAUUUAUUUACUUUAGUCUCAUGUUUAAUCAGAAAUAAUUAAUUGUUUAAUCAUGAAUUGAUGCUGUGCUCUUGCUAAAUUUGCUCAAUAAAACGCUUUAUUGCAUUUAAAGAGAAGUCUAAUGAAAUGAUUAUGAUUCACUUAUUCUGCAUAGUGGUAAAAAGUUAAGUUGAUUGUGUGCAUUAAAUCUAAUGGUUCUUAAAGGUUACUUUAAUCCAACAAGUUAUUUAAACAUUACCCCUGAGGUUAGUUUUCCAAACCUCUAAAACGAACCUAGGAAUAUCAACAAGUGCCACAGUUUUAAGAGGAAAGCUGUCGUUAACAAACGUGUUCAAUAAAUCAAUUCUACUACUUAGGUGGGCUGCUUAGUAAGAGAGUAUUUAUUGGAGUAAGAGGGGUAAGACGUUUGGAAGAAGACAGUUAGGACCUAGGCGAGUAUUCCUCGACACCAGCUUAAUUACUCUGCUGAAACCUGUUAGGUGGAAUACUAAUAGGCAGAUAGAAUCUAACCCUUUAAACGGAGAGCUGGUCCUGAUUUAACCUGAGGCAAGGGUUAAAGAAGGCUAUACUGAACGACAGAACAUAGACCUUAAUUUUUGGAGACUUAUCCUGUGGUCUGAUGAAAUUAAAACUGAACUGUUUGGCCAUAAUGACCAUCGUUACAUUGGAAGGAAAAAGGGAGAAGCCUGAGUACACCAUCUCAGCUGUGAAGUACAUCAGUGGCAGCAUCAUGUUGUUGGGGUGUUUUGCUGCAGGAGGGACUGGUGCACUUCACAAAAUAGAUGACAUCAUGAGAGAAGAUUAUUUUGUGGAAAUAUUGAAGCAACAUCUGAAGACAUCAGCCAGGAAGUUAAAGCUUGGCCACAAAGGGGUCUUCCAGAUGGACAAUGACCCUAAGCAUUCUGUUAAAUUAAUUACUAAGUGGCUGAUGGAGAACAAAGUCAAUGUUCUGGAAUGACCAUCACAAAGUCCUGAUCUCAGUUCUGUAGAAAGUUUGUGGGCAGAGCUGAAAAGACGUGUGAACAAGGCUGACUAAAACCUGACUCAGUCACACCAGUAACUAAGUAAAAUGGUAAAAAAAGAAAAAAAGUCUGAUUUUAUGUCAGACGGUGAGAAAACAAAUGUUGUGUCUUUUUCUACAGUGUGUGUAAACUUCUGGUUUCACCUGUAUUUCUAUAAAAUGGUUACAGAUUCCAGGAAGCGUCCAGGUGGGAUCCGAUCCUCCUGGGAGAGUGAGGCAGGGGAGUAAGGACAGAGCAGAGGCAGGCAGAAUCUGAGACCUCCUCCAGAGGUGAGAGUAGGUAUUCAUGGACAGACAGGAACGAGCGGGCAGCACGGCCAGCAGAAACUACAGACACAAGAGAGCACAGGUCAGGUAAAGCAUGAGAGCUCCAGCAGACCUGUGUGUGAGCCAAAACACUAACAGCUGAAGCCACUAUCUGGCAGGGUGUGGAGUGUGGAGCCGGUUUCUAUUGUGGAGGAUGAGGGACAGGUGUGCUGCCCGGAGUUCUGCUGAUGAGGCUGACUGAAGAUUGCAGAAAGCUGCUGGAGAGAGUGAGGGCAGGAGAACAGAGAGAGAGAAAGAACUAAGGAGUGUAGAAGAGGAAGAAUAAGGGAGGAGGAAUUCAGAAUUCAGUUUCAUGUCAAAUACAGAGAAGAUCAGCUGAACCACUGAUGUGUCCAAAUGUUCUGCUGUCAAAUGCAUGAAGGAAAUAUCAAAUGUUUGCUUUCAUGUUAAUAUGUUUUGUCAUUUAUGUG